Messenger RNA from Amphibalanus amphitrite, 1301 nucleotides. Its product is annotated as protein yippee-like 5. The transcript has 5 exons. The record is from RefSeq and is a predicted model, not a curated record. Lineage: Eukaryota; Metazoa; Arthropoda; Thecostraca; Balanomorpha; Balanidae. The coding region runs from base 449 to 832 and encodes 127 amino acids.
ACUUGAUUGUAGUUUCGAUCGGGGAAUAAAAGUUUGUCAAUCAAAACAAAGAAAGGCGAGAAAAUCCAAGGUCAUUGGGAAACAGUCUGCUUAGUGGUCAACUUGGAUCAGUGCUCACUGAGUACUGACCAGUUGAGGAUUCUGGCAUCAGGAGGCAGCAGAGCUGCUGGAUACAUUGGACAGACCUCUCAUUUCCCACCCCCUUACAGGCUGGUGAUAACCUGUCUCUGCCUCAUCUUACAAGGCAGCCAAGGUGAUCCGGUAGCAGUGCCGAUCUCGGCUCGCAACUUUCGAAGCCAGCAAUCUGAGUGAGACACUUUCUGGUGGCUGGUCUUGUAACUGCCAGCGUACACGACGUUCCGGUCUGAACCACUCAGCGUAUUGCGUAUCUGGGCGGUGCCCUCUCUGGUCUCGUGACCGCAGCCGCGGCGGUCCCGGGUGAGGGACGAUGGGCAGGAUCUUCCUGCGGCACAUUGGCGGUAAGCGGCUGUUCUCCUGUCGCAGCUGCGGCACCGUGCUCACCAACCGCAGCAAGCUGAUCAGCACGCGCUUCACCGGAUCCACCGGCCGCGCCUUCCUCUUCACAGACGUGGUCAACCUCAAAUUCAGUGAGAUCCAGGAGCGGCAGAUGCUCACCGGGCGGCACAUGGUGCGCGACGUCUCCUGCAAGUACUGCGACACCAAACUCGGCUGGAUCUACGAGUUCGCCAUGGAGGAGCAGCAGAGGUAUAAGGAGGGCCGGGUGAUUCUGGAGCAGGCGUUAAUUAAGGAGAGUGACGGUAUCGAGGGUGACGAGGAUAUGGCGCUGCCCGCCGAGGACUCUAGCGACUAACCGCCGAUAGUGCGCUGGAUCCCCACUCCUCAGCGACCCACCGAGAGGCUGGCGAGACCCACGAGUGAGAAAGUAACGCCAUCUGCCGAGGACCGGGGGCUGCUGCUGGCCGACCGCCAAGAGCGGCGGUGGCGCCGCUGAUUGUGUCGCAGUCGAGAACUGUUUGUCGUGCCACCAGGCGCGUCACGCGUCACCUCGCGAAUGGAGUGACCGCAGCGCGAGACGCCAACUCCGCUCGCAUCAACUGCCGCGGCUGAGAGCCGCGUCUAGAGCCUAUAUCUCCCCCAGAGUGAUACCGAGGAUCACCCGCCGUACCGAUCUGUGAGAGCUAGCAGUCAUUGACGAGUUUCCACAUUGUAUUGUAUUGAGGGACAGUUUGCGGCGGGCCGGGUCGUGGCUGCGUCCAUGAAUUUAUAAGCCAAGCACAAGUGUAGUAUGUAUAUAUGUAUAUAUACAGUUUAUUCACAGA